Molecule: messenger RNA, 2388 nt
Organism: Drosophila takahashii
Lineage: Eukaryota; Metazoa; Arthropoda; Insecta; Diptera; Drosophilidae
Gene: spdo
Product: sanpodo
Source: RefSeq, a predicted model, not a curated record
UGAAAUGUCUCAGUUGGAAGUUUCAACCCCCAUUUCUCUGUUCAGGAGCAGAUGUUUUCGGUUUCUGGCCUAAUGGAACGCGCCAAACACAGUCGGUCAUUGUACGGGUGUCUUAUGUCCAAGUAAAUGGUGGUGUUUUUUUUUAUAAGGAGAGAGAGAGUGGGGGACUUAGAGCACGAUCCACUCGACUGCGCGCCGGCGCAGGAAGUGGAGGAAGUUGAGGAGCUGCCGACUGGAACCAGACUCUAGAUCAGUCGAGUCGCAGUUGUCGAAGUAAACGGAUCGUGGAAAAAUAAAAGUGCUAGGAACUAGAAACCCAGAAGAGAACCCAAAAACAGAACACCCCUUAAAGGUUGUACAGUGCUAUCAUUAUGUCGCAGCAUAAUUAUACCAACCCGGCCUUCUGCCAAAACAGCGAGUUCUAUCCAGUGUCUAGUGGUAAUGGCUCAUCGCGCAAUGCAGUGGAGUCCAUCUAUAAUAGGAGUCUCCAGAUGAACUUUGGAGCAGCUGCGCCGCGUACUCCAUCUCGAGAUCCCCGCGAGGGUCCACUGCGAAUGCAGCGUAGCAUGUCCACGCGAUCGGUGACGCGGAAACAACACCAGCAGCAGCAAUAUCAGCAGCAGCAACACCAGCAGCAGCAACACCAGCAGCAGCAACACCAGCAGCAGCAACAUCAGCAGCAGCAACAUCAGGCUAAACAGCCAUCUUCCAGUGGUCGCUAUGCCUUGGUUCCCCUAGAGGAACUAAACAGCAGCAGGGCCAGUAGAUAUGCCAUAGUCCCAGGACAGGCAGCCCAGAGAUUGGCCAGAUCGCAGGAUAACCUGGACCGCUAUAGCUCCAGGAAUGGAUUGCACGAGGAGGAGGAGCCGCACUCCUUCCACGAGGAACCGCAUCAGGAAACGCAGUUUGCCAGUCUGCCACCCAGCAUAAAUUAUCCAACAAAGCAGAGGAAUCUAAAUAACAAUCCCCAAAAUCAAACCCAGAUAAAGCAUGCUUUUAGCAGCGACUUUGGCAGCAAGACCUUCUUGAUAGUGGACAAGAACAGCAAUCAGCGGUACCAGAUGGUCCCCACUGCCGAGGAUGAGGAGUUGGUGGAUGAGAACCAGGAGAUCAUACAGAUGCACAAUGGCCGGGCACAUCGUUAUGCAGUGGUGCCCACAAAUGGGGAUGAUGAUGAGGAGGAUGAGGAUCUGCAGCAGGAUCAGCAGGAAACCUGCCUUAGUAACAUGGAACUGAGUCAGCAGCAGUAUGCGGCAAGGACCUCGACUCCGCAGCAAAGAAAUGCGGCGGCUGCCACGAGGGCGCUUCAUGAACUGCUGACCACGCCCAGGAAAAUGCAACCGCCCCCGAGAUUGGCCCACUCAACGCCCCGAAAUGCCGCCCAUCAGGAGCAGCUGCAGAUGGAGCGACGGCUGGAGAUCUACAAGAGCCAGCAGAUCUACCAAAGUCACCAGCAGGCGGUGGGAUUGGGUGUUCCACCUAGUUUACCCCUGAGGCAAACUCGACUCUCCCCACAGAGACUUCACUAUGAGACGGUGAAGCCGCUGCCCAUGCAGAUGGCAGACCGCUCCAUGGCGGUGAUCAGUCCCAGGGUCCAGGAGCAGGAGCAGGAGAGGGAGCAGGACAUGAGCAGCAUCCAGGGAAAGGGAAAGAACAACAACUCGUAUCCCCAGAAAAUGGCCAAUGCCACCAUCACUCUGGCCGUCGUCUCCCUGAUGCUCGUCUUGGGCAGCACCAUGAAUGCGGGACUCAUCAUCUACAUGAUUGCCCACCUUGGCAAAUCCUUUUACCUGCAGUUUGGCCUGGUUGCCUCCUUUUCCGGAAUGGGAUUGGGCUUCCUGGGAUUCAAGUCGCGUCACUGUGAGUGGCUGCCUAACAGGAGUUAUAGUUCCGGAUACAUCCUGGUCACCAUAUUCUGCCUCUUCAAGUCCUGUGGAUUGCUGGUGAUUCUGGUGGUGGAUCCUUUUCCCGGGUUCCCUGUACACGAUGUGACGACUGGCGUUAUCCUGGGACUGUCCACCUUCACCAUGUUCUUCAUCGCAUUGGGAGUUCUGGGAAGUCUGUGGUGCCACCGACCUCCGCCGGAUAACCGCGUCAAUGUGGUGUAAUCCUUAACCCCUAUCAAGGGGAAUUAGUUAAUAACCCUAGCUUAGUUUCUAACAUAGUUGUACACCAUCCACUUCGACUGCAAGAACUUGACACACCGAACGGCUAAAAGACCAAAAACAAAGUAUUAGAUUUAUAACCAGAGGAAGAUCAUCAUCCCCCGAAAACGACUGUAUAUAACAAGUGGGUUGUACUUACUGCUAGACUUUUAUUUUACUUUAACUUAUUGUUCACUUUUGUGUAGUUUAAAUAUGCUUCACUUUAAGAAUACAAUAAAAGCAC